AUGGGAAAAAAUAAAACUAAGAAAUCUCUCCCAUUGCACAAGAUCAUUAUGGUGGGAUCUGGUGGAGUUGGUAAAUCAGCUUUGACAUUGCAAUACAUGUACGGUGAUUUCGUUGAAGAGUAUGACCCAACAAAAGCAGACUCAUACAGAAAAAAAGUUACAUUAGAUGGCCAGGAGUGCCAAGUAGAUAUUCUAGAUACAGCAGGACAAGAGGAAUAUGCAGCUAUUCGGGACAAUUACUAUCGAUCUGGAGAAGGUUUCCUGUGUGUAUUCUCGGUUUGUGAACAAGAAUCCUUGGAUCAUACACAAGAAUUCCGUGAUCAAAUCUUGCGUGUAUUAGGCGACGAAACAGUUCCGUUUGUUUUAGUAGGAAACAAGGUUGAUUUGGCACAUUUGCGUAAAGUAACUGCAAACGAAGCUUCUUCAUUGGCAGCUGAAUGGAAUUGUUCGUAUAUUGAAACAUCGGCAAAGACUAGAUACAAUGUAGAUGAGGUCUACACCAUGCUAAUGCGACAAAUCAGAGAUCGAAAAUUAAAAGAGCAAAAGUCUGAUAAUCCCGAAAGAGAUUCUUGCUGCGUUAUACUCUAG
Phycomyces blakesleeanus NRRL 1555(-) is the source of this 588-nucleotide messenger RNA. RefSeq lists its product as hypothetical. The record is from RefSeq and is a predicted model, not a curated record. Gene Ontology annotation, biological process: Ras protein signal transduction. Gene Ontology annotation, cellular component: plasma membrane. Gene Ontology annotation, molecular function: GDP binding; GTP binding; GTPase activity. Lineage: Eukaryota; Fungi; Mucoromycota; Mucoromycetes; Mucorales; Phycomycetaceae. The transcript has 4 exons. The coding region runs from base 1 to 588 and encodes 195 amino acids.